Molecule: messenger RNA, 2018 nt
Organism: Daktulosphaira vitifoliae (grape phylloxera)
Lineage: Eukaryota; Metazoa; Arthropoda; Insecta; Hemiptera; Phylloxeridae
Product: serine/threonine-protein kinase Sgk2-like
Exons: 10
Coding region: 158-1663 (501 amino acids)
Biological process (GO): protein phosphorylation
Molecular function (GO): ATP binding; protein serine/threonine kinase activity; phosphatidylinositol binding
Source: RefSeq, a predicted model, not a curated record
AAGUUUGGUGUAUAAUUCAUAGUCGGCAGAGGGAAGUCAGAAAUCAACAAGUAUGUGACAGUAGUGGGAAAUUUUUGUGAAAUUGUCGUCACAAAAGUGAGACUGGACCAGAGAUUAUUCAUCCAUAGACAGUAAUUCCAGUUAUUGGAGCAGCAUUAUGACAAGUAAAUCAAAUUCUCUUGCUGAUUAUGGUACUUGCAAAAAUUGUCCUACACUAGAAGUAUCUACCAAUGAAAAUAGUCACAAGACAGAUGCAAUGGUUUCACAAGCAGAAAUAUGGCAGGAAGAUAAAAAGUUCACUGUCUAUAAAGUUGUAAUUUGGUCACAAAAUGAGUCUUGGCAUGUUUUUCGUCGUUAUAACGAAUUCUAUAAGUUGAAUGAAGCUCUAAAAAAACAAGUACCAGAUUUUAAUAUAAAAAUACCAGGGAAGAAAUUGUUCUGUAAUAACUUGGAUCCUUCAUUUAUUGCUACACGUAGAGAAGGUCUUGAUCAAUUUGUCCAUCAUCUUAUGCAUCAAAACAAUUUAUUAAAUAUUACUGAAGUUCGAAAAUUUUUUAACUUAGAUAGUAAAGUUAAAGAACCAGAUAGACCAAAUAAUUUUAAAUGUACUGGAACCAUUAAUCUAGGUCCAUCUGAAAGACCUUCUGCGAAUCCAUCUGAUUUUGUAUUUCUUCGAAUUAUUGGUAAAGGCAGUUUUGGCAAAGUAUAUUUAGCUGAGCACAAAAAUGAAUCUUCUCAUUAUGCUGUGAAAGUAUUAGAUAAAAAUCAUAUUCUUGCAAGAAAUGAAGUUAAACACAUAAUGUGUGAACGCAAUGUACUUUUAAAAAACAUCAAUCAUCCAUUCUUAGUUGGGUUACAUUACAGUUUUCAAACAAAGGACAAACUUUACUUUGUGUUAGAUUUUAUAAAUGGCGGAGAGCUUUUUUAUCAUCUACAAAAAGAAGUUAGAUUUUCUGAAUCGAGAGCUAAAUUCUAUGCUGCAGAAAUAGCAUCUGCACUUGGAUAUCUUCAUUCUAAUGGUAUUAUUUACAGAGAUCUCAAACCAGAAAAUUUGUUGCUUGAUCAAGAAGGCCAUUUAGUACUUACUGAUUUUGGAUUUUGUAAAGAAGGACUAGUAGGCACAGAAACUACUAACACAUUUUGUGGAACACCUGAAUAUUUGGCUCCAGAAAUUAUUAGAAAAGAAGCCUAUGGUAGAUCUGUAGAUUGGUGGUGUCUUGGAGCAGUUCUAUAUGAAAUGUUAUUUGGCCUUCCACCAUUUUAUAGCCUAAAUGUUCAGGAAAUGUACAAUUUAGUUUUGUAUAGUAGGUUGAAAAUUAAAGGACCAGUCUCUUCUCAGUGUAAAAGUUUUUUACAAAAGUUACUAGAAAAACAAAGUAACAAAAGACUUGGUAGUACCUCUCAAGAUUUUAGUGAAGUUAAAAAACAUCCAUUCUUUAAAUCAAUUGAUUGGGAAGAUCUUUUAAAUAAACGUAUAAUUCCACCUUUUCAGCCACAAUUGAACGGAAAGUGUGAUUUACAAUAUAUUGAUCCUCAGUUUACCAAAGAAUCUUUAAGUUCUUCCAUGUUGUCUUUCUGUGAUGAGACCAUAGAAGCUAAUAUUCAAGAUGCUGAUAAUGUUUUUGCUGGUUUCUCUUAUACUCCUCCUUCUAGCUUAGAAUAAUAUAAACAUGGCUGAUUAAAAUAAAAUACAACUGUUGUUCCUAUUGAAGUGUUAGUAUUUUUUUUUAUUAUUGUUAAAACUUUUUUAAGAUUUUGUUUUUAUUAUUUGCUGUGAUCAAAACAUUGCAUAGGAAUUACAUUUUAAUUAAAAAACAAAGAGAUAAUAGACAAUACUACUUAAAUACUUCUAAUUUUAAUGUUAUAUAUCAUUGUGUUCUAUUCUGAUAUUUUUCAAUAAACAAGGUUGAGUUUUCUGUAAAAUUGUCAAUUAGAGAGAAAAUCAAUUAUUAAUACUAUUUAUUAUAAAAAUAAAUUGUUUUUAGUCAAGCUCAUUCGUUUGAUUUCAGUUUAAAUAC